AUGAUUCAACAGACAAACUCGUCAUCUUCCACUCGCCACGUUUCUUCGGACCCUUGGAUCCCGGACGGCCAUGCUUCGUGUGUCGCCGUGGAGACAAUCGGACACUAUUCCAGGGACAUCCAAUUGUGCGUUUGUUGAAAAUCAUUCUAUCCCACUACAAGCAGUAAUCGCUUUCCACGGCGACCAAAAACGUCGAAACGGGGCGUGGUCUAGCGGCGCGCACGGUUUAUCACCGUUUUGGCGCGAAAUUCGAAAUUUAACCCCCUAUUUUUCAUGGUUUUCGUCAAAAAUUACCCAAAUUUUGUACGAUCUCGACGAUUUAGUUGCAUAAUAGCACUUUUUGAGCUUGAAACGAGCAGGUUUCAUUCAAAGAAUGAAUCAAUUCAAUCGAUUUUCAAGUUUUGUGCUGAAAAUGCGCGAAUUUCAGUCAUUCGCCGAUACUUUUUGCCGUUUGAACGCUUAAAAUACUUGUAUUAACGUGCUUAAUCACUUCCGACACUCACUUCGUCUCAAAACUAUCCAGAUCGGCAUGAAAAUUUAUAUGAAAAUUCCGAAAUUGCGGCGGCGAUUGGCCGCGGAGGGCGUAUUGCGAAUGAUGCCAAAAAACGUCUCAAACGCGGCGUUUUCACGAAAAUUUCAAUGUUUUUUCUCUUUAAUGUCUUCUUUCCACGACCUCCAGAGCUGACAAUGGGCGCGCAAGUGCGCCCCGCCCAAUAGAGCGAUAAAUUGGCGCGAAAUUUAAAUUUUAACAGCAAAAUUUGUGUUUUUUGCCAGAUUAGCCACGAAAAAUCGAUAAUUUCUCGUUUGUCUUUCGAUAGACCGAUUGUAUAGGGCUAUUACGAAUUUUUUAAGCGCAAGAGCGUUAAAUUUGGUCAAGGCGCCAAUCACAUUUAUCCGUUUGAAGGUUUUUCGCUGAAACUGCGUGAAUUUCAGUUGCUUUUCGGUAAUUUUCGCGGUUCGAGCGCUCAAAAUGCUUGUAUUUACGUGAUUUAUCAUUCUCAAAACCAAUUCUGUCGGAAAACGGUCAAGAAAGCGCAAAAUGAGAAGGCGAAAAAGCGAAAUCCGUCGAAAAUGCGCAAAAACGUCAUUAAUUCUGAGAAUUAGUGUGUUUUCAUGUCGAACAAUCAUCUAUUCAUCGCCUUUGACCACAAAAAUCAGAGAAAACCUGCUCAAUUCACGAAAAACGCCAUUUGGCCGAGGCCACGCCCGUAUUGUCAGCUCUGGAGACCGUGUUUUGUCGAUGUCAAACACAAAGAUGGCGGAAAAGUGUGCUGGAAUUGCGGCAGAUUUCAGAAAACGCGUCUCAGAUUAGGCCACGCCCCUUUCUAUACUUUUCGUCGCCGUGGCUUUCUGAAAUGAUGAUUCUGAAAAAGCGUCGGACGCCUAAAAAAGGGGACUUUCCUAGUUCUCAGAUUGUAAGAGAGACAAAAUAUUUCGCAAUGGGAAUUUCCUAACAGAGGCGCUCGCUCUAGAGUGACGUGCUGCGAGCGAUGAUUGUACUUCCUCAAAGCGAUUAAAUGUUAUCAAAAUGCGCUUUUCAGCACACCCAUCACCAUCAGUCAACACGAACUGCCCCUACUCGAAUACUACCGGGAAAACCUGCCACUCGACGUCGCCAACGACGCGUUUAAAGAUGAUGAGCCGCUCGAAAACAAUAUGGAAUCACUUCUCAGCCACCUCCACAAUAAUCAACAUUUUCUCGAGGACAAAGAUGUCGUCACGUUCCGACAAGUAUUGAAAUUGGUUGCCGCUUCCGGAAAAGCACUAAAAGUUCACGCAUUCCGCCUUCACGGAGUUAUCUUCGUCGUCUGGAGCCCCGAAUUUAUCGGAACGCGUGCAUACGCCUGGUAUGAAAUCAUUAUGGGAUUAGGCUCACGUUUUGCCGAAAUCUUGACCUCGCACAAACCAAAAGGCACAUAUCACAAAGGAGUUUUCAAGGCGACCGUCCAGAUUGGAGACCAACUUCUGACCGUCUGUUAUUCGGGAGAGGUGGACGGACGGAACAGCAAGGGCGACCAUUCCGAAAUCAAAACGACGACCUUGUCCUUUUACAAAUUUCUGGAAAGGAGAGGAAGCGAACACUACUGGCAGUGCCGGCUCGGCAACGUGAAGCAGUUCGUUGUGGGACGUCUAAACGAAGACAAAAAGUGUGCCGAUUUGAUUAAGGAUUGGACGCCGACGAUGUUCCUCACACACACGUUCCAUAAUGCAACGAUAUCUGUGAAACAAGGCGAACGUCGGCUGCAGCGGUUUCUCUUUGAUCUUCAAAUACAUCUGAAGAACGAUGGUGAUAAGGUUGUCCUGGAACGAUCCGAAGAACGUGGCGAUGGAAAUGACGAGUGGAAUGUCGAAGAGUGGAAGAGAGUUCGUUCUGAGCAAGUGUCCGGUCAGUUCGAGAAAUUGGUCAGAAAUGUGUUCACAACGAACUAAUAACGGUCUCUAGACAAAAUUAGAUAUCAAAAUUUAAAGUUUUUAAGAUUUGAGAUGAAAAAAAAAUCGAUAACUUUGUACAGAACGACGAAAAUUGUUCAAAUUUAUUUAUUAACUGAAUAUUGGGCCAAGGCCACUGAAAGAAUAAGAUAAUACAAAAGAUUAAAAAUGCAAAUGACAAACUUUUUAAAUGAAAACUCAAGAAAAUCCUAUGAAGCUUUCUAAGAAACGGGGGGACUUCUUCAAGUACUGAACCUCUACGCGGUGAAGAAGAUCGAACAAAUGACGUUUUCGGCUGUGAAUCAGACCACUUUCAAUUUAAAAAAAUGCUGAAAAUGUCAUCUGGCCAACAGUACACAGUCUCACGCGGGUCGCUGAGAUUCACUUCUCCUAGGAGACCUGGCGGCUUGUUUUCGAUCGAUUCCGAUCGGAAAUGAGUAUACAGAGACGCUUCGAAAUUUUUUUAAUCUAAUUGCCGUACUUGCGACAAGUGUUCGGGAGACCGGAAAAUUACGAAAUUGUGAGCUCACUUUUUUGCCAUGGUCUCCCAAGGGGCGCUAUUGCUAAACACAGUGCGCUCGUAAAUUGCGGAGUGUCGUUGUAACUUUUUUGAAAAUUUGCACGUCUAAAAAUGCAGUUUUCUUUUUUUUUGACUUGAAAAACGUCUAAACCGUUCUUUACACAAUUUAGAGUUUUUCAUGUUUUUCGCAUUUCGUCAAAACUUCAAACCUUUAUAUUUCAGCUCAUUUUGCAUUUCAUGAGCGCAACGAACGAUAAAAAUGUUCGCUGAAUCUUUCUUCACAAAAUUCAGGUUUCGGCGGUUAGUUUUCUUGAGCAGUUUUCGCGAAAACUACUCGAAAAACAUCAAAAUCCAGGCCAAAACCUUCAAAUCGAAAUAACUCGGCUAAUUCUCAACGAUAUGCGAGAUUUCUGUUAUCAAAACGUAGCUAGUGCUCUAAUUAUUCGACGCCAGGUUCCAGGCGUACAAAAAUAGGUAUAUUCUACAGAAAACAUGGAAAGAACGCGCGGCCUCCCGUUGAAAAUUAAUUAAUCGGCCGCCGCCGCGUAAAUCGACACAGUCCGCGUGUUGCAAGUGCGCCCCAUUGAAAUCAUUCGCGCCGUAAGAGAUUACUCAAAACUUUGAAAAACGAACGUGCUCAACCUGAUUGAACUUCACGUGGAUUUGGCGAAAAACGAAAAGCAAAGGUCAUAGAAAGAUGACAAGUUGGAAAAGUGGUUAUUUUCCGAUCUGCAGCUUCAUUUCGCUGUUUUCUCGAAUUGAAAAAGUGAGUUGAACAGAAACGAGGUUCGUGACGAAGAAACGCGUGAAACUUGCAGACUUUCGAUUCUAGUGGGCGGUGUGAGGAAAGCAAAAAGGCAAAAUGGCGAGCAAGACGAAGGGAACGAAAAAAGAGACGGGCGGCGGCGGCGGCGAGAAGAAGUCGAAGACGAAGACGACAAAGAAGAAGGCGAACCUUUCGGUGUCGAAGUCGCAGACGAGCACCGAUCAGAAGGAGACGGUCAAGGAACAGGUGCAGAAGACGCAGGCGACCGUCGACGAGCCGCCGAAAGAGCAGAAGAAGAAGGAGCCGGCGGCUGCGGCGGCGGCGGGCAAGAAGAAAAAGGACUUCAAAGUGGACGCCACGCAAGAAGACGGAAAGGUACGCACUUUCAAUUUUCUCUGUUUUCCUCCUCGACUAGCGCCUUCUUCCGGCCCACGUUCUCCAGAGCUGACUGACAAUAUGGGCGUGGCCUCGGCGGCCAAAUGGCGUUUUCAUGAAUUGAGCACGUUUUCUCUGAUUUUUGUGGUCAACGGCGAUGAAAAAUGAUUGCGCGACAUAAAAACACACUAAUUCUCAGAAUUAAUGACGUUUUGGCGCUCAUUUUUCGUGGACUUCGCCGCCCAAAAACCACACUUUUCAUUUUGCGCUUUCUUGACCGUUUUCCGACAGAAUUGGUUUUGAGAAUGAUAAAUCACGUAAAUACAAGCAUUUUGAGCGCUCGAACCGCGAAAACUACCGAAAAGCAACUGAAAUUCACGUAGUUUUAGCCAAAAACCUUCAAACGGAUAAAUUUGAUGUGCGACUUGACCAAAUUUAACGCUCUUGCGCUUAAAAAAUUCGUAAUAGCCUAUACAAUUGGUCUAUCAAGAGACAAAUAAGAAAUUAUCGAUUUUUCGUGGCUAAUCUGGCAAAAAACGCAAAUUUUGCUGUUAAAAUUUGAAUUUCGCGCCAAUGUAUCGCUCUAUUGGGCGGGGCGCACUUGCGCGCCCAUUGUCAGCUCUGGAGACCGUGGCCGCCUGUGAAAGUUCAAAGAAAAUUGUAAUUUUCGUUUUUGCAGGACGGUCCGAGCGGUAUGGAUGUGCUCGUGAAGGACGAUAAGAAGCCGGUGAAAAUGGACGAUGGAUACGAGGAUUUCGGACCCGGCGCUCAAUAA
Molecule: messenger RNA, 4866 nt
Organism: Caenorhabditis sp. 36 PRJEB53466
Lineage: Eukaryota; Metazoa; Nematoda; Chromadorea; Rhabditida; Rhabditidae
Source: the annotation of a GenBank genome assembly